Molecule: messenger RNA, 1648 nt
Organism: Brassica oleracea var. oleracea
Lineage: Eukaryota; Viridiplantae; Streptophyta; Magnoliopsida; Brassicales; Brassicaceae
Exons: 5
Coding region: 321-1094 (257 amino acids)
Source: RefSeq, a predicted model, not a curated record
CUUAAUUGUUCUAGUUCCAUUCAAUAUUCGGUUGCCGUAAUUUAUUAAUGUAAACAGUCCGUUUUAUUAUUUUGUGACCUCUGCAUUAUACAAUAAUUCCAACUUGUGAACUCAUAUAUUCACAUCACUAACACAUAUACAUAUAUGCAUAGACAUAUAUAUUUAUAGUUUUUUUUUUGAUCAAAACAUAUAUAGUUUAAAUACACAAAUCUGAGUGUUUAUAAAAGUCAUUGUACACUAGUGUCUCCUCUCUCUCAUCCUUUUGGUAUAAUUAGAAAGAGUGGACAUGUUUUGAGUCUUUCUUGAGCCUCCCAACAACCAUGGCCUUGCUUCCGGUGAAGCCUCUAUCUUUCCACCGCUUUCAGGUUUUCCCCCGGCAUCUUAUUACUCCGGCUGUUUCAACAGUUCCGGCAAUGGUUUCUGCCGGUUUCAAAAGCCAUCAUUUCGUAGGGCUCUCUUCUUAUGAUCUAUGUAUCCAUGAAUCUGUAAGUCAUAUGAGAAGCCUAAGGUCGUGGAGUAAUCGUCGCCGAGUAAGCAAAACCGUCGGCGUGUCUAUGCCGGUGGCUUCGGCUGAGGAUUUACCGGCGGCUUCUUGGGAUUCAUGGAAGCCCGAUAAGACCACGGUGGCUCCGUCACCUAGUGACGUCAUUUGGCCUGCAGCAGGAGCGUUUGCGGCUAUGGCAAUAAUGGGAAGGAUAGAUCAAAUGUUAAACCCUAAAGGGAUCUCAAUGUCGGUUGCACCACUUGGUGCCGUUUCUGCCAUUCUCUUCACCACUCCUUCUGUACCUGCUGCUAGGAAAUACAAUAUAUUCAUGGCUCAAAUAGGUUGUGCAGCCAUUGGAGUAUUGACUUUCUCCAUCUUUGGGCCUGGUUGGCUCUCCCGCAGCAUCGCACUCGCUGCUUCCAUUGCAUUUAUGGUCAUUGCUCGUGCUAAUCAUCCUCCUGCGGCAAGUUUACCACUACUGUUCAUAGACGGGGCAAAGUUACAAAAGUUAAACUUUUGGUACGUAUUAUUCCCCAGUGCAGCGGCUUGCAUCCUCCUCUGCUUCCUCCAAGAGAUCGUGUGCUACUUGAAGAAAAACUUGAAAUUUUGAUGAAUGGAAAAGGGAGAAGUCAAGAGUGUUAUAUGCAUGUAUAGACACAUUGGUGGAGGAGUUCAUGUGCAGAUUUUUUAUAUAUAUUAGACGUUUAUCGAAGAUGGUCGACGUACACAUACAUUAAAAAAAUAUAUACGUACAAAUAUACAUACUUUCACAAAACUUGUUUUUUCUGGGGGGUUUUUACGUUGAGCUCAGAUAUUUUAAUGAAACAAUAUUGCAUACCAGUACUAUCUAUCAUCAUACAUCUUAGACACAUGGACACGGUAUAAUUAAGAUUGUUUUCUCGAUCUUUACAAAAGUGUUCUAUGGUUCGAUGGAAAAUCUUGUUCUUAUGACGGUGAGUACACACUCCAGAUGUUCAAAGUAGAAAUUCACAGUUGGGUGAUUAUUAGGUUUUUGUGUUUCUUUCAAUAUAUAGUCCACUAGUUAGUUAUACAAUUAUUCGCAAAACUUUUGACGAUUAUAUAUCAUUUCACUAUGGUUACAAUCAUAAUAAGACAUUGUUGACAGGGAUGUUUUUAAUUGAUUAGUUCACAUGUUUGGAAAUU